ACUUAUGGAUUUGAGAUGUCUGGUCCCCGAGAGAGAACCAUUUGGGCAGGUGACACUGCUGUUUCUGCAGCACGUUUCUUGCAACAAAUCAAAAGCGAAUGCCAUUUCUUCAAUGGGACCGAGCGGGUAAGGUACUUGCAGCAACAUGUCUACAACCAGGAGGAACACUUGCGAUUUGACAGCAGUGUGGGCAAGUACCAAGCAGUGACGGAGCUGGGAAAGAUUCAAGCCAAGUACUGGAACAGCCAGAAAGGCUUCCUGGAGCAGAAGCGGGCCAAGGUGGACACAUUCUGCAGAUUCAACUAUGCCAUUGUGGGGCUAUUAACUGUGCUGCAGAGAGCUGAGCCCCAGGUGAGUGUGUACCCGACAAAGACUCGGCCCCUGGAGCACCACAACCUCCUGGUCUGCUCUGUGAGUGGCUUCUACCCAGGGAACAUUGCAGUCAGAUGGUUCCGGAAUGACCAGGAGGAGAAGGCUGGGGUCGUGUCCACGGGCCUGAUCCGGAAUGGAGACUGGACCUUCCAGACCCUGGUGAUGUUGGAGAUGGUUCCUCAGAGUGGAGAGGUGUACACCUGCCAGGUGGAGCAUCCCAGCCUGACCAACCCUGUCACAGUGGAGUGGAGGGCCCAGUCCACAUCUGCACAGAACAAGAUGCUGAGUGGAAUCGGGGGCUUCGUGCUGGGUCUCAUCUUCCUCGGGCUGGGGCUGUUCAUCUACUUCAGGAACCAGAAAGGUAAGGAGCCUGGUGGUGGCCAAGACCCCAUUGCAUUUGAGGCAAGACCCAUGCUUUGUUCUUGGAUGUCACUGGGUGUGUGACCUCAGAUUUCAGUG
Molecule: messenger RNA, 831 nt
Organism: Phodopus roborovskii (desert hamster)
Lineage: Eukaryota; Metazoa; Chordata; Mammalia; Rodentia; Cricetidae
Product: H-2 class II histocompatibility antigen, E-S beta chain-like
Exons: 3
Coding region: 16-816 (266 amino acids)
Biological process (GO): antigen processing and presentation of exogenous peptide antigen via MHC class II; peptide antigen assembly with MHC class II protein complex; immunoglobulin production involved in immunoglobulin-mediated immune response
Cellular component (GO): lysosomal membrane; late endosome membrane; MHC class II protein complex
Molecular function (GO): MHC class II protein complex binding
Source: RefSeq, a predicted model, not a curated record